AUGUGCAGCAUGUGGGACAGCUUUCGUGCUCAGCACCCCUUGCUUACCGUCAUCGAUCCAGCAGCUCAGGCGCAAAUGGUGAACUCCAUGCUGGACAUCUACAAGCACGAAGGCUGGUUGCCAGACUGUCGCAUGUCUCUCUGCAAAGGUUGGACUCAAGGAGGCUCCAAUGCCGACGUCGUCAUCGUUGACUCUUACGUCAAAAACUUGACCUCGAUUGACUGGAAGGUGGCUCUCGCGGCCAUAACAAAAGACGCAGAGGACGAACCCCUGGAGUGGUCUUACGAGGGACGCGGCGGCCUCACCAGCUGGAAGACCCUCAACUAUAUCCCGUAUCUAGACUUUGACCCGAUCGGGUUCGGCACAAACUCACGGAGCGUGACGAGGACUCUGGAAUACUCUUACAACGACUACUGCCUUGCGACCCUAGCUCAGGGACUAGGAGAGGGUCAAUUACACGACAAGUACAUCGCGAGAAGCAUGAACUGGCAGAACUUGUGGAAAGAAGACCAAAAGUCUUUGAUCAAUGGCACCGACACCGGAUUCUCUGGCUUCUUCCAGCCUAAGUACAUGAAUGGAACAUGGGGCUUCCAAGAUCCCAUAGCUUGCUCGAAUCUCGCUGGGUUCUGCUCCCUGACGACAAAUCCAAGCGAGACGUUCGAGGCGAGCAUCUGGCAAUAUCAAUUCAUUGUUCCUCACUCCACGUCAACUCUCAUCGAUCUCAUGGGCGGCGACGACGCCUUCGUCUCUCGCCUCAGUUACUUCCACGCAUCGCCCCUGGCCGACAUCUCCAAUGAGCCCGUAUUCUUGACCGUCUAUCUCUACCACUACGCCGGUCGCCCAGGCCUCUCAGCGGAACGCAUCCACAAGUACAUCCCCUCGGCCUUCAACUCCUCGCGUGGCGGGUUGCCGGGUAACGACGACUCGGGCGCCAUGGGGGCCUUCCUUGCAUUCUCCGUCAUGGGUCUAUUCCCGGUUGCGGGACAAAACGUGUAUCUUAUCACACCGCCGUUUUUUGAGGAAGUCAGUGUCAAAAUUCCGGUUACGGGGAAGAAUGCCACCAUCAAAUGUGUCGGGUUUGACGCAGCGUACAAGAACAUCUACGUGCAGAGUGCCAAGCUGGACGGGGAGGCCUAUACCAAGAGUUGGAUCGGACAUGAGUUCUUCAGUCAGGGUAAGACAUUGGAGCUGACGCUGGCAGAUAAAGAAUCUGAUUGGGGGAAGAGUAAAGAGGCAAGGCCGCCGAGUUACGUGGCUGUGUCGAAGACGUGA
Messenger RNA from Colletotrichum fioriniae, 1272 nucleotides. RefSeq lists its product as uncharacterized. Gene Ontology annotation, cellular component: cytosol; nucleus. Gene Ontology annotation, molecular function: carbohydrate binding; peptide-N4-(N-acetyl-beta-glucosaminyl)asparagine amidase activity. Gene Ontology annotation, biological process: glycoprotein catabolic process; protein quality control for misfolded or incompletely synthesized proteins; carbohydrate metabolic process. The record is from RefSeq and is a predicted model, not a curated record. NCBI's taxonomy places the organism in Eukaryota, Fungi, Ascomycota, Sordariomycetes, Glomerellales, Glomerellaceae.